AUGGAUGUCAAAACAGGAUAAUAAAAAGCCAAAUUAGAUGGUCAUACUAGUUAUGUCUAGUCAGUCUGUUUCUCUCCUGAUGGAAAUACAUUAGCUUCUGGUAGUUAUGAUAAGUCUAUCCGUCUAUGGGAUGUCAAAACAGGAUAAUAAAAAGCCAAAUUAGAUGGUCAUAGUAAUUGUAUUAACUCAGUCUGUUUCUCUCCUGAUGGAAAUACAUUAGCUUCUGGUAGUGAUGAUAAGUCUAUCCGUCUAUGGGAUGUCAAAACAGGAUAAUAAAAA
This is a messenger RNA of Paramecium pentaurelia, 279 nucleotides long. Lineage: Eukaryota; Ciliophora; Oligohymenophorea; Peniculida; Parameciidae. The record is from the annotation of a GenBank genome assembly.